Molecule: messenger RNA, 4171 nt
Organism: Galleria mellonella (greater wax moth)
Lineage: Eukaryota; Metazoa; Arthropoda; Insecta; Lepidoptera; Pyralidae
Gene: CPT2
Product: carnitine O-palmitoyltransferase 2, mitochondrial
Exons: 8
Coding region: 229-2190 (653 amino acids)
Biological process (GO): fatty acid beta-oxidation
Cellular component (GO): mitochondrion
Molecular function (GO): carnitine O-palmitoyltransferase activity
Source: RefSeq, a predicted model, not a curated record
CCUACCUGCCGUGGGUACCUAACUGUUCUUAUAUUCUAAUUUCCUGUUUUUUUUUAGUUAGUUUUUUGUCUUCUUCUUGUAUCUCUAGUCUAUUCCACACAAGUUAUAUCGUGCAAGUGCAAAAUAGAUGAAAGUCCAAUUUAUAAAGAUUUUUAUUAAGUAAAAUAUUUAACCUUUAAGUUACUAUUUAUUACUGUAGUUUGCUAGCUAUUAUACUCUUACUGAACGAUGUUUAUCGUGAGUAAAAUUAUAAAUAAGAAGAAAUCCUCACACACUUUUUUUCAAAUAAGAAAUUUUUCAAAAAUUAGGAAACUUCGGGAUGUCAACUACCAGUAUAUUCAGCAAAGUAAACUACCAACUAUGCACUUUCAAAAGUCUUUACCACGCUUACCUGUGCCCGAGUUAUCGAAAACGGGAGAACGUUACCUAAAAUCUUUGAGGCCUUUGCUGACCGAUGAUCAAUUUGAACAAGCUAGACGUCGUACCACAGACUUUGUAACUACAGAAGGCAAAACAUUACAAGAGAAACUAAUCGCCAAGGACAAUAGGAACAAACAUACAAGCUAUAUAUCCGAAUAUUGGUUUGAUUUAUAUUUACGGGAUCGUGUGGCAUUGCCAAUAAAUUAUAAUCCAUUGCUUGUAUUCCAAAAUGAUUCUCGCCCACCCUAUAAUAAUCAGUUAAUUAGGGCUACAAAUUUAUUAAUAAGUGCUGUUAGAUUCAUGUGUUCACUGAGAGAACAAAUCUUAGAACCUGAGGUAUACCAUUUAAAUCCAAAAAAAAGUAACACUCACUUCUUUAGAACUAUUACAGGGCUCUUGCCCGAAGCGGUGUCAUGGUAUGGUGCAUAUUUAUUUAAAGCAUUCCCUUUGGAUAUGAGUCAAUUUGUUGGGUUGUUUGGAGCAACACGUCUACCUCAAAUAAAUAAAGAUAAAAUAUAUCGUGACCCAUCAAGUAAACAUGUGGUUGUACAAAAGAAUGGAAACUUUUAUAUUUUUGAUGUAUUUGAUACUGAUGGAAACAUUUUAUCACCAUCUGAACUUUUGGGAAAUUUGAGUAAAAUCCUCAAUGAUAAUACUCCAAAGGCAGACCAUCCUUUAGGGAUUUUGACGUCUCAAAAUCGUGAUGUGUGGGCAACGCAGCGUGCACAUUUGGAAUCAAUAGGUAAUCAGGAAACCUUGCGCAAAAUAGAUUCAGCAAUAUUUAAUCUGGUCCUUGAUGAUAUUCUGAUAGAAGAUGAUAAACAUAGAAUACUACAAAAUUUCUUACAUGGUGAUGGGACAAACAGAUGGUUUGAUAAAUCGUUCAGUGUAAUUGUAACCGGCGAUGGUGUCGCUGGUGUGAACUUUGAACACUCGUGGGGCGACGGUGUUGCUGUCCUUAGAUUUUUCCAAGACAUAUACAACGAAACCAUAACUAAACCCUUCGUACAUCCAGACACAAAACCUUCAGAUAACAACAUAACUGUUAGUACAUUAGAUUUCAAGUUGGAUGACAAAUCCAAAAAUUUUAUCGAGAACGCAAAGAAAGAAUAUAAACAAUGGUACGAUUCUCUAAGUAUUGACUAUAUAUUAUACGAAGGCCUUACAAAAGGAGCAUGUAAGAAAUUUAAAGUCAGUCCAGACUGUAUUAUGCAGCUGAGUUUUCAAGCCGCUUAUCACCUCUUACGUGGAAAUUAUGUUGGAACGUACGAAUCAUGCAGUACGUCAGCUUUUAAACAUGGCAGGACUGAAACUAUGCGGCCGUGUACUGAGAAGACUAAGGAAUUUUGCGACUUACUCCAUCUUAACAAAUCUUCUAAAGAGGAACUACGAGCCAUCAUGCAAGAAUGUUCGACGUACCACAGUGAACUGGUGAAAGAGGCGGCCAUGGGGCAAGGUUUCGACCGCCAUUUGUUUGCCUUAAUGAAAGUAGCUGAAGAAAACAAUUUGCCGAGACCAGAGCUAUACGACUCUUAUGAAUAUAAAUACCUAAAUAAAUCCAUUUUAAGUACGAGCACCCUGUCCGCCCCAAGUGUUAUGGCUGGAGGGUUUGGACCUGUCGUUAAAGAAGGAUUUGGUAUAGGUUACUCAGCGUUUCCAGACAAGCUGGGUGCAGCAGUAACGAGCUACAAAAACUACAAUGACAGUACACAAUUCAUUGAAGCACUCCACAAAUCGUUUUUAGAUAUAACAAAAAUCUUAUCUGGUUAAUAUAAACUAUGUGCAUAUCGAAUUUUUUGGUGCAUAUGUUAAGUGCCUAUUUAUUUUUAUACUUCUAUAAAUAAUUAAAUCGAAUCAUAUAGGAUCUGGUUUACCAGUAUACAUUUUUAUUACUGUAGUCAAAUGGGAUAGGUUAGGAAAGUUCUAACAUAAUAUUUUUAUUAUUUAUUUUAUUUACGCAAAGUCAACGUAAAACGUCGCGUUUAAAUUUUUUAGCAUUUUGUUAUUAAUAUAGAAAAUAGAAAAGACUAUUUUUUAUAUUUAAUAUAGGGAACAGAAAUAGUAAAUUUUCACAAGAUUCACAAAAAAAUACCUAAUUACUAAAUAUUUAUUUUUGCUUGUGAUUGCACUACUAAAAUAUAAUUAAUGUUUAAUUUUCGCGUGUUUGUUUGGAUGAUUACCAAUCUCGAAUAAAAGAUUUCCUUUUGAUUUUUAAUUGGCAUAAUAAUUUAUGUAUUUUGUAUAACUGGAUAGGGAAAUAUAAUAGUUGUAUUGCGAUGAUAAUUUAAUAAAUUAAAAAAAUCUGAUGGAAAAUGGCAACCAUCACUAGUAGACAUGAAUACUACAAUUAUACAGCAGUAGUAUCAUGAUAAUUUUUAUAGUUAUGACAGGCAGACGGUGGUCAUCACUUGAAUGAAAGUAUUAGCCGCUUUCAAUAGACAUUAACUUUACCAGUGACAUUUGAGAAAGCUAUAACGCCCUUAGAACCACUCAUGCAUUGCCAUUCUUAAAAAUUUAGGUAUUAUGACCCCAUACCUUGAAAUUAUACUCAUUUAUCCCACCUUAGAAUUAAAAACACUGAUAUGUGAAUAUAGCUGAUUGUGCAAAUAAUAUUAGAGUAGAGAUACAUAUAAUUUUUGUACAGUCUCCCUCUAGAUGUCUACCGCUCCUUUGUAUUGCUAAUCUUGAUGAUUUGCCCCCCUUCCCCUUCGCUCACGAAUCGUAAUGUAUCAGUAACUGUAUAGAAUACAUGUAGGUCAAGACGAUAAGAACUUCGUUCUACGUGCGUUUUAUACUAUUAUAUCAAUAAUUAUACUUAUAAAUGUUUAAGUGUAGACUUGAAUAUGUGUAUGUUUUUUACUCAAUCAUAUGUACAAGUACGCAGGAAAAGCCGCAGGAAACCGUUAAUAUUGUAUAUUGCAUUUAAAAAUACAGCAAUACUUAUUUUAUAAAAACAUGUUAAAUUGUUUAUUAAAUAUGCCAAAUAUAAAAAAAUAUAAUAUAAAAUUAUAUGUUACGACCCACGUCGCACGUCAUGCGUCGUACACACUAAAUUGUUAUAGCUCUUAUGUUAAAGAUUACACUAGAUGAAUAGGGUAAUAAUCAUUAUUUUUAACACGCAUUAUUGCGUAUUAAAAUUAUUACCAUUGGUACUAGUGUGUGUCUUGUAGCGUACUAAAAGGCACAGAGACAUUUAAGAGGGUGCUAUAAGUCAAAAUCUUAUGAAGUCUCUAUUUACAUAAACUAGGUCUAUAUAGACAUCAGGAAAUCACUGUGAAUCUCAAUCCUCUAAAGUAGUGAUUCAAUCAUUGAUAAAUAUAAAAUAAUUUCAACAUCCUCAAAAUCCAAAUAAUUAUGAUGGAAAAAUUAUAAGUAAAAUUUUUGCCAUCGUUAUAUAUUUAUUGACAAUAAAACAAUGCUAGUUAAAAAAGCCCAAUACCAAGCCACUUGGCCAUAGUCUUAUUAAAUACUUAGUAAGCAUCGUUCUUCCUUUUAUGAAAACUAAUUCGUGGUUAUUAAUAAUGGAUUUAUAAAUACAAGACGUUAUUUUAAUUUGUUUUAUUUUUAUUAGAAAAAAUAUAAAUUUGCAGUUAUGGGCUUGUUUCAGAGGAUUUCAGUGAUUUAAUAAAGACCUGUAUUGUAGUUUAGAAUAAUUGUUAAAUAGCUCGUAAGUACUGGUGUUAUAUUUUUUUAUAAAAGCAUAUUCUGUUUUAUAAAUUUUAUUAAUACAAUAAUAUAAUUUUUAAAAGUG